Molecule: messenger RNA, 1928 nt
Organism: Nipponia nippon (crested ibis)
Lineage: Eukaryota; Metazoa; Chordata; Aves; Pelecaniformes; Threskiornithidae
Gene: TSPAN4
Product: tetraspanin 4
Cellular component (GO): plasma membrane
Source: RefSeq, a predicted model, not a curated record
AUGCGCAGGUCUAGCACCGAUGAGUCGACCUAUCACAGGAGCCCUUCCCUGGACAGCAAGGAUUACAGUUUCCCAAAUGGCGCCUUUCGUCGCUACAGCAGCAUGUAUGGUGGCCAGUUUGGGGCUGCCAGCAACUCUUUUUUUGGAUUCCACACCAACCCAGGCCCUAAGGCCACCAAGGCUAAGUACACGUCCCCCAAGGGAAACAAGUACGUUGUCUUUUACCUGGAUCUCUCAUUUAUUUUUCUCCUAGAAUUGAAGAGGUGCAGCAUGGCUCACAACUGCCUGCAGUGUAUCAAGUACCUAAUGUUUGUCUUCAACCUUCUCUUCUGGUUGGGAGGCUGUGGAAUCCUUGGAGUAGGCAUCUGGCUGGCUGUUACCCAAGGGAACUUUGCCACCCUCUCCUCUUCCUUCCCGUCCCUGUCAGCUGCCAACCUACUGAUCGUCACAGGGACAUUUGUCAUGAUCAUUGGCUUCGUGGGCUGCAUAGGCGCCAUCAAAGAAAACAAGUGCCUCCUGCUGAGCUUUUUUAUCAUGCUGUUAAUUAUAUUUCUGUUGGAGCUCACUGUUGUGAUUCUGUUCUUUGUCUACACCGACAAGAUUGACAAGUAUGCUCAGCGGGAUCUGAAGAAAGGGCUCCAUUUGUAUGGGACAGAUGGAAAUAUUGGCCUAACUAAUGCAUGGAGCAUCAUUCAAACAGAUUUCAGAUGCUGUGGAGUCUCCAACUACACUGACUGGUUUGAAGUGUACAAUACAACCCGAGUGCCGGACUCCUGCUGCUUAGAAUUCAGUGAGAACUGUGGACUCCAUUCCCCAGGGACCUGGUGGAAAGCGCCUUGCUACGAAACAGUGAAAAUAUGGCUCCAGGAAAACUUACUAGCAGUGGGAAUCUUUGCAUUGUGCACAGCUAUGGUGCAGAUUCUCGGACUCACCUUUGCAAUGACCAUGUAUUGUCAGGUAGUCAAGGCAGACACCUACUGUGCAUAGAUACCAUUCCCAAUCUUUCUGCUCCUCCUCCAAAGGACACAGGAGAAAUCUCCUUCAUGCUCAUUCAUCUGACCUUCCCCCCCCUCCCCCCCUUUGUACUAUAAACUGUGUAUAAUGCUAUCUUUCUGAAGAUUUUGUGAAUCACCCCACUUUACUGAAGGAGGAAGAAAAGUCAGUACUUGAACUGGCACAGGUAAGAAGCAGCCUUGUCUUUAAACAGAAGAAAACCUCCAAAGAGCAAUGGUUCCUUUUCUGUGGCCUAUGGGAAAGGCAAAGGAGGCUGCUUAUGAGGGGCUGAUCUGCAAACCAGUGUUAGGAAAAGGUUGCACUGAGGCAACCUCUGCAAAACCUGCCAGGUUACCUUCCUGCAUUUCAUGGUCUGGACGAGAAGGUGUAGAAAAUGAGCGUUCUUCAGCACAGAAAGAAGGUACAGAGUAGCUAGCACUGAAUGCAGUUGUAAUUUUACCACAGUUUGCACACAGCUAAAAUGUCAAGAUCAAGCAGCCCUGCCUCCAAGUGUCUCAAGAUGAUUUUGUAGCCAGGAGAGGAUCAUCUUCAGAAAUAUGUUAUUUUAAAGGAGUAUUUUUAGUCUUACGCACUGCAAAGUCAGGCUUUUAAUCAGAAUCUGUACAGUGAGAUCUGGCUGUUAAGGGAAAACAAUAUUGGACAUUGUCUCACUUAUUAAUUGCCAGUGGCAUAUAGAUGGUUGACUGUAUAUGUAAUAUAUAUUACAUUCAUAUACACAUACUGUUCUGAAAGGAGGUGAAAAUACCCAGCAUCUAACCUCAGAAAGAGGGAACCUUUCUCUAUCCCAUUUUACAUUCCAACUGAAAUAACUGAGUAUUAUUUCUUGUAGGAGGCACUAUCAGUUAUACCUCUGGGAAACAAGUAAUUACUUUCAGCUGUAUCUUUAUUUCAGUAAACAACUUGUGAGUGGGCUC